Striga asiatica is the source of this 396-nucleotide messenger RNA. The record is from the annotation of a GenBank genome assembly. Lineage: Eukaryota; Viridiplantae; Streptophyta; Magnoliopsida; Lamiales; Orobanchaceae.
AUGGGAAAUUCGCCACAGUCGAAGAAAUCGGACAACAGUGCGGUUGAUGCAGUUACAACUGACCAACCGAGUGGUGCUUUGAAAGCGGGACAGUCUGGUAGUGACGAGAUGGCAUACGAUGGCACUCGACACGAUAAGGGAAAAAUGAAAGUUGCUGAUAAGGACAUUGUGGACAAAGAUAAUGAUGACAAAGAUGAUGAUGACAAAGAUUGUGAGGCCGACACACAGGGGUCACCGAGGCCGAAAAGGCGUAUCAAGGCUACAAGUGCUGUCAAAUCCCCCUACAUUCAGAGGUCAAUUGACGUUGUUAAGAAGCUCGACAGGCAUGAGAAAGUGAUUGCUAUAUGGGCCUUGAAAAAAGACACGCCAGAUGAACGAUAUCAAAACAAUAGAUAA